Molecule: messenger RNA, 3048 nt
Organism: Stegastes partitus (bicolor damselfish)
Lineage: Eukaryota; Metazoa; Chordata; Actinopteri; Pomacentridae
Gene: fsd1
Product: fibronectin type III and SPRY domain containing 1
Exons: 13
Coding region: 95-1576 (493 amino acids)
Biological process (GO): regulation of mitotic spindle organization; regulation of cell division
Cellular component (GO): microtubule
Molecular function (GO): microtubule binding
Source: RefSeq, a predicted model, not a curated record
AUUAAACCCGCAAAGGAAAAGAAACCGGGGCCACGGAGGAGAAAUACCGGCGGUGUUUGCGGCUGUAGCGGCGCCGGAGCUUCGGGGAGGCAACAUGGGCGACCAGAAGGAGUCUCUGCGUAAGAUCACCCACACGCUGGCCAUGAAGAACGAGGAGAUUUCCAACUUCAUCUGCACCCUCAAGCAGAGCCUCGACAACUUGGAGGCGAACUCCAGCCGAGUGCAGGAGGACCUGGAGUCGGAGUUCACCUCCCUGCACUCCAUUCUGGACGAGAUGAAGGAAACCAUGGUGACGCGCAUCAAACAGGAGAGAGCUAGUCGCACAUAUGAGCUGCAGAGUCAGCUGAGCGCUUGUUCUAAAGCCCUGGAGAGCUCCGAGGAGCUGCUGGAACUGGCCAAUCAGACGAUGUGCUCCUCGGAGACGGACGGGUUCACUCAGGCGGCCAAAGACAUUAAGGAUAGCGUGACAAUGGCUCCAGCCUUUCGCCUCUCCCUGAAGGCUAAAGCCAGUGACAACAUGAGUCACUUGAUGGUGGAUUUCAGCCAGGAGAGGGAGAUGCUGCAGGCUCUCAAGUUUCUCCCAGUUCCUGCCACUCCAGAGAUCCAGGCGUCGGAGUGCCAGGUGUGCGACAACACAGUGACUGUAGUUUGGACCUUGCCAGAGCCUGACAGCAAGAUAGAUCACUACAUACUGGAACAUCGACGCACGAAUCACGAGGGUCCGCCGCGAAUCAGGGAGGAUUAUCCCUGGAUGGUGGUGGAGGGGAUAAAAGAGAUGGAGCACACACUCACAGGUCUGCGUUUUGACACUCGCUACAUGACAUUCAGGGUGAGAGCGUGCAACAAGGCGGUGGCCGGAGAGUUCUCUGAAGUGGUUACACUAGAAACCCAUGCUUUCACCUUCAAACUGGACUCGGCUUCGGCCCACCAGAACCUGAAGGUGGAGGACUUGAGUGUGGAGUGGGACAGCAGUGGAGGGAAGAUACAGGACAUCCGCAAAGAGAAGAAUCGAACCAACUCCCCAAUGCACUCCCCAGCCAGGUCAGCCCUGAUGUCUCCUAAGAGAGCACCAACAGCGCGACCCGGCAGAGACAGGUUUACAGCAGAGUCCUACACGGUGCUGGCCGACACUAUGAUCGACGCCGGCCAGCAGUACUGGGAGGUGAAGUUCGACAAAGAGAGCAAAGCCUUCGCUGUGGGCGUCGCGCUGCGGAGCCUCGGCAGAUUUGACCAGUUGGGGAAAAGCGGCGCGUCCUGGUGCAUCCAUCUGAACAACUGGCUGCAGCAGAGCCUCACAGCCAAACACAACAACAAGGCUCGAACGCUUGACUGUGCGAUCCCAAACAGCAUAGGAGUCUAUGUGAACUACGAUGAAGGCACACUGUCUUUUUACAACGCCAAAACUAAGCAGCUGAUGCACACCUUCAAAACAAAGUUCCAGCAGCCACUUAUCCCAGCUUUCAUGGUGUGGAACGGAAGUUUCUCGGUGGUGACAGGUCUGCAGGUCCCCAGCGUGGUGCAAAGCGGCCAGAGGAAGAACAGUGGCACCAGCAGCUCCAACGCCAGCCUCACCUAAACCCACCCAGCCACCCAUUCAUCCAUCCAGCCGGCUGGACGCCUCCCGGCUCCGGCCGCCUCGGUCACGGCUGCAGAUCACCUCCUCUGGCCUGACUGCGGUCGAAGCCAUAUCAUGGAAGAGUUACAUCACUGGAGUACGAUGGUUUAGCCUGUUCCACAUGCACUGUCGGUGUUGCAUGAAAUGAUUUUGGGGAACAACUGAGUCAUCUGCUCCCUCGGUGACAGAAUUCUUCUGACUCUGGCUGUUGUGAUUGCUUGGGACACGUUAGGUGUAGUCUUACUAGUUCUCUUCUCUCUGCACAUUCAUUUAGCACUGUCCCACUGCUGCUAGAGCAAUGUUUUAGCGCUGGCCGCUGCUCUUCCUUCCUCUCCAUCACCAGGACUGUCGGUCGUACUUUCAUGCAGCCAGCUGCAGGUUCAGGGUUAAGCUCUGGCCUGUCUGCUCUCUCCCUGUGCCUUCCUUCUCAUUUCCAAACUGAUAGGCCAAAUCGAGCGAUCUGUAACUACACGCUAAUAUUUCACUACAAGAAACGAUUUCAAACCAUGCGUUGUGUCAGUAGAACUUGGUUGUAACGUGACUUUAUAGGUAUCGCCACCUGAAUUUGCCAACUGAUAUAAUUACACCCGCUCCUAGACGAUGCUACUGAAUAGAAUGCACUUCAUUACUAAAUCAGGAUUUACUUGACUUUGCCAGCAACUAAUGCCUCAUAAGAAACACACACUAGGUAUUUGACUAUUAGGUAUUUGAUUUGGCAUGCAGAUUUAACAGUGUUCGCUGCAUUUCACUUUGUAGUCCGGACCAACACUUUGCGUGCAAGAAACUGGGUCCUUUAGCCUCCAGCUGAGGUUUUGUUAGUUUUAAAUUAGAGCCAGUAUUGACGGUGGGGUGGGGGAGUCUGACAAUCAGACUCUGCACAGAAAGUUAGAGGGAGUUUUCCUCAUUUGAACUCCUUGUAGUGAAGUUCUAAAGCGUUCAGAUGUGGCUUCAGGGUUUUGGAAAUGACUGUACUGUAUUCUCUGUUUACCCGACUGCACCCUUAUGCUUGUAUGUGUCUAUAUCUAAUAACUCCAUUUUAUUUGCAGCACAGAGAUCCAAUAAUGAGUAGCUGUCUGUAGUCCAAAUAUAACAAAUAGGUAGCCAGUAGCGCCAGCUAACAAACUGUAUUAUGAGAGUUAGCGAAGGUUUGGAGUCCACCUGAGUGAGAAAGAAAGUGAUAAACUCUGGAAACUUAUACUACGAAGUCCUUAUUUGUGCACCGCCCGACCUCGUCAUACGUUACACAUGGUCCUGCUUUGCCAUGUUCCUCCCUCUGUAUGCGUCUCCUGAAUAACUGUAGCCUGCAAUGCUUUAAAGAGGAUUAUGUUCACUUUAUUUCACAUGCUGACAGAAACGUCACAGUUUUAUUGUAAAUAGUUUAAUUUUUUCCACUAUAAUGUAUCAGUCAUUGAGGUAAUAAAGGAGUGAGAGCA